AUGUUGCUCAACUCCGCGGCUACCUUGUCAAAGCUUGACCAAAUCUUCAAGCGCCGGCCGAGCUCUGUUAGAGGAUCGACACUCCCGACGACUCGUAGUGUCGACGUUGAGCAGACUCUCCCGAGUGUCGAAAAUGGUAGAAACAAUGAGCCUGAUCCGGAGCUGAAGCUUCCGAAGAUGUCUUCACUCGCGAUCGUCAUUAUGCUGAACGUCAUGUCUCAGAUUACCAUGUUCAUUCCAGUAUCUUCCGCGAGUAAAUAUGCAGAGUUCCUUGGCGGUACGGCAACGUUCUCUGGUCUGGUACUUGGUAUUCCAGUAGUGUUCGCUGGCAUUGCGUUGCCCCCACUCCUGCGGUAUGACCAAGGAAAAUACAGUCGGCCGAUCCAUUUCUCUUGCGCAGUGGCCAUAAUUGGACACAUUCUGUAUGGUUUAGCAUAUUAUGCUAAUUUCCUGUGGCUCAUCCUCAUCGGACGAUCCGUCAUUGGUUUGGCAAUGGCUAACUUUAUGUACUCGAAACGUUACUGCUCGGAUGCACGGAUUGUCGGUAUCCGUAGGCGCACGACUCUCGCCGGAUGGUUGGUCCUCGGGCAGGGAAUCGGAUGCAGCGUUGGACCCUUCCUGGGAGGAUUGCUAUUCAAGGUUGGAUUCGGCAACAGAGUGUUCAAUGGUGAUACCGCUCCGGGAUGGCUUAUGGCAGCCCUCUGGGCAGUUUACUGGGUGGCCGUCUGGUUGUUCUUUGAUGACGUACCUGACGCACCAUCGCGUCGUGAGGAGUCGGCCGUCGAGGACGAGAAGAAACCUUAUCCUUCGCAGACAUCUGUCACCCUGGCUGAAGCUGAUGAAUCAGCGCCGUCAACAGCAGCAGCCUCCACCGUUACGGUGUCUCCUUCGUCUUCUACGUCGACUUUAGACGAGUCAGAGCGUAUUACACUUCGCCAAUGGGGAGUCAUUGCUACUAUGUGCUGGUUUGCUAUGACAUGCUUUUUCGUGCUCAGCGGCUGGGAAUCCAACAUCGCUGUCUUCACCGCUGCACAGUUUAACUGGAGCCCAUUCGCAGCCGGGAACUUCAUUGCUCUUGGCGGAAUCUCCAUUUUCCCUUUCCUAUUCCUAAAUCUAUAUCUCGUCCGUCGAGUCCCCGAUCGAUUCAUCCUCGCGUUCGGUGCCUCAACUGGAUUCCUCGGUCUUCUUCUAACGCUUUUGAUCAUCCAUUUCAACAAAGCGACCUUCGGUUCGUUCUUCGUAUGUUGGUUCCUCGUCGCACUUGGAUUCAACGUCGCCAGUACUGUCACCAUGAGUCUUCUGAGUAAGCAGAUGCACCCUAAGUGGAAUGGACGAAUGAGCCUUGCGAUACAAUACAGCAACUUUACGGGACGUGUGAGCGGAUCCGUAUGGGGAGGCGCCGGCGUUCAGGUUGGAAUGGAGGCAUACGUCGGUCUUCAGAUGGCGUUGUUGGGCGUUGGGGUCAUCUUGUUCUUGACUUUGUGGAGGAACAUGAAGGCGAAGACGGGAUGA
Molecule: messenger RNA, 1512 nt
Organism: Fomitiporia mediterranea MF3/22
Lineage: Eukaryota; Fungi; Basidiomycota; Agaricomycetes; Hymenochaetales; Hymenochaetaceae
Product: MFS general substrate transporter
Exons: 6
Coding region: 1-1512 (503 amino acids)
Biological process (GO): transmembrane transport
Cellular component (GO): membrane
Molecular function (GO): transmembrane transporter activity
Source: RefSeq, a predicted model, not a curated record